UAGAAUAUAUAAUUUAAUUAAACAAGUGUUUUCAGUUACAAUGCUGAAGUCAAUCAGUUCGUCAUAUUGGCUGCUGGCCUUUGUGGCCAUCAGUGCAGUCCUGGUGACAGCACAGGUACCCUUCCCUGGCCAGUGUCCAGAGGUUAACAUACCGGAAGAGUUUGACUUGGAAGCGUACAUGGGGGUCUGGUAUGAGUACGCAAAGUAUCCGUUUCUCUUUGAGAUAGGCAAGAAAUGUAUUUACGCACGCUACGAGAUUGCCGAUAACAACACAGUGUCUGUUCUGAAUGCUGCUAUCAAUAGAUUAACCGGAAGCCCAUCGAAUGUGACUGGCACAGCCCGGGUAAUUGCACCGGGUCAGCUGGCUGUCGUCUUCUCCAAGAAUCAGGAAGCUAAUAGGGCGAACUAUCAGGUGUUGGGCACCGAUUAUGAAUCGUUUGCCGUUGUCUAUAGCUGCAGCAGUCUGACUCCGUUUGCCCAUUUGAAAAUCGUCUGGAUAUUGACGCGCCAGCGCGAGCCCACCAAGGAGACCAUCGAGACAGCGUACAAGGUGCUGGACGAUAAUAAGAUCAGUCGCGCUGUCCUCAUCAAGACCCACCAGAAGCACUGCCCCCAACUGGAGGGCAAUGGCACCGAGGUGGCCUCCACUCAGCUCCUGGACGAAGACUUUGUCAGCAAUGCGCUGCCAAAGGCCAUCGAGACAGCAUGAGAGUGGCUAAGGCGCUUCAAUGAGCGUCUUUUCGAUAUAUUCAUGAACUUCUUAAACGAUUAGCUAACAGUACGAAUAUAGUAUAUUCCUAACAUAUACUCAAACAACUAUAUAUGCAUGAUUUAAAAAAAAAAAAAACAAAUGUUAAUUAAUAUGCACAAAACUUAUAAUUAAUUAAUAACUUUAAUUAUUUAAAUGUUUGAUUAGCAGCUCCUUUACGAAUGUUCAUAAUAUAUUGUAAAUACGUUCUUUA
This is a messenger RNA of Drosophila navojoa, 962 nucleotides long. It is a transcript of the gene NLaz, whose product is annotated as Neural Lazarillo. Gene Ontology annotation, cellular component: cytoplasm. Gene Ontology annotation, biological process: lipid metabolic process; response to reactive oxygen species. The record is from RefSeq and is a predicted model, not a curated record. Lineage: Eukaryota; Metazoa; Arthropoda; Insecta; Diptera; Drosophilidae. Gene Ontology annotation, molecular function: pigment binding.